Molecule: messenger RNA, 5785 nt
Organism: Spodoptera litura
Lineage: Eukaryota; Metazoa; Arthropoda; Insecta; Lepidoptera; Noctuidae
Product: coiled-coil domain-containing protein AGAP005037
Cellular component (GO): cytoplasm
Source: RefSeq, a predicted model, not a curated record
AUGAAACGAAACGAGCGUUGCUGCCAAACGAGAUAACUUCUAUAGAUACUGUCAAAGCACUAUUUGUAAGAAGUUUUCCCAAGCAAUUAACGAUGCAGUACAUGGACAGUCCACUAGUGAAGAUCUACAUCCACGAUUCUUCGAAAGAUAUGUUCUAUGAACUAGAAGAUGACAGGGCCCACCUACGGGACAUUCGUGAUCGUUCUGUUUUGCGUCUCUUCGAGGCGACGGAUAUUGGCGGUGGAGCAUUCCCUGGUGCUGUUGGCGUUGGCUCCCUCACCAUGCCUCCGAACGCCGCCCCACCCUGCUCAGGCCCUUCAAGCUGGGAUCAAGACCAGAGCUACUUCAGCGAGCCUGAGAUUGAUUCCGAGUACCACCACCAGCAUGUGCAUAAGACUAAGGUAAAGGCACCCGCUUACUACAUCGGUGGGCAGCAGCCGAGCACGCUGCCGCGCGGGGGAUCCAUGCUCCGAGCCUACUCGCCGGCCGCCCCGCCCGUGCCCGCUGACCGUGUAAAAUCCCAUUCCGCCUCAGGUCCUACUGCGCCGGCCAAGCCGUUGCGCACGUACAUCCCAGGGAGUGGGUCAGAACGCUGUUUCCCCUUCGCUGCGGCCGAUUGCACUCGGGGCCCCGAACAACUGUACACGAUCCCCGGCCAUGCCGACGGGUACAUGUCAUCCCCUGAACGCGGGGCUGCCAGGACUCCUUACGAGGACCCCUACUACUCCCAGUACCUCGGCACUGCUGCUGGGAGGCCGAACAUUGCUCCCAUCAUUGAUGAGGAGACCGGGGAUGCAGUGAUCAUUGAUGAUGCGUACCAAAUGUAUGGAAACCCCAUAGCUGGUGCUCCGCGACCGAUGCCUCGCCCUCUGUACGAUGUCAGGCCACAAUUGGAUGACAUGCAACGUCUGCGCGUUGAGAAGAUGGAGAGGCAACUGGCCAAUUUGACGGGACUCGUGCAAAAAGCCUUGCAGGUCCCCAACCAACCACCAGUGCCCACCGCGGCGGCCGCCCCGCGAGCUGAGUAUCAACCCUACCACGUGCGCCCAGCAGCGCAAGAUGCGGCAAGAUUUACCGGCACCGAGAGACCUCCUAAAUUAGGCAGGGAUAAAUUUCAAAAAUCUGUCUCAUUUGAGAAAUCAGUAUCAUUUAGCGAUGAUCCUCCAGAUAUGAGCUCACCAAAGCAGCAUUCACCUCAGCAUACAGAACGAGAUCGCCUGAAGCCGGCUCCUCCGCCGAAGCCUGCAGGUCUUGCUAGCCAGCAGCUUGCUCUGAUACCCCAGAAAACGUGCACCAUCAACGUGUCUUCGGACUUCCCGGGGCAACUUCGUCUGCUGCAGAAGCAGAGCCGUGACUUGCGCAUUGAGACUCGCAAUAUGCGCCGUUCUACUCUGAGUCACGCCAUGCAAAUGAGACAGCUCAUGGGCGACGCAAUUGUCAAGAUUGGAGCUAUUGCUGAAAGCUUCUCUGAGCUUGACCCGAACUCUCAACUCUGCCGUGAGGAAGAGAUCUACCGGCAGGACAUGCUGCUCCUGGAGAAUGACCUGUAUGAGCUGGAGGCUACCGUCGAGCGUCUCCGUGGCCAAGCCGCUAACAGGGAGACUCGCGUCAACAUGGCCGACAUAGAGCGUAUCGCCAUGGUUCUCUCCAAGAGCAGCAAGACCGUUGCUGAUUGGAAACUCAAAUUUCCAAUCCUGCAGGACACGAUGAAGACUAAGCUCGCUUCUGAGAUGGAGAAGGUGGUCCGCAAGGAAAAAAUGCUCGAAGAAGAGCCAGAGCGCUUGGAGCUUGCCUUGCGCCGCUGCAAGAAGCUGACUGGCACGCUUGUGACGUUGAAGCGCCUUGCUUGCGUCCAAGAACAGCGUCUGCCACUGACUGAUGGUCGCGUCUCUCCAGUAUCGUCUCAGAGCUCUUCGUUCACGGCUGGACCGUCAUCCGAAGAAUGCGCUUCGGAUAGCUCAUGCCCCAAUGCUAGCUCUCACAACAAGGGCACCGGCGGCGUGUGCGUCGGGCGAGGAGGAGCGAGCCGGGGAGCGGACGUGCGGCCAGAAAACGCCCUCGAUGCGCUACUAGACGAACUGCAGACGUUCGCGAAGCCGGCGGAGCGCGGCGGGCGCGGCGAGGGUCCCCUGCGCCGCCUGCACUCCUACCCCAGCGGCAGCGACACGGACGCUUCGCCGCCGGUGCGCGCGCGCGGCCAGCACCCGCCCAAGCCGCCCGUACCCGAGCGCCACCCCGAGCUGCUCGCGAUGGCCGCGCGCCGCGCACCGCCACCGCCGCCGCCGCGCACCACCUCGCGCUCGCCGCUCGCCUCGCCGACUUCGCCCGCCUCACCUCCUCGCUGCGAUCCCGACCCCUGCCUUCUAACCCUGCACCCCUCCGAAACUUCUGACGACGACAAGGCCACCAGUCGAAACACACCCCUUGAACAACGACAUCAAGAGCUGCUGAAGAAACAAAAGGCGCUGCAAGAACAGUACGCAAGGCUGCAAAUGAUACAACGGAGCGGUCCCACGUUGCCACCCACUGCACAGCCUGACCUCAAAAAGACAGGCAGCGAGUCCAACUUGUUGAGUAAGAUGAACUUGAACAUAGCGCCGGCCGCAUCCGGCAGCAUGACGCACCUAGCCGGCGACCACGAACGCCACGCUGACGGGACAAUGACCACCGAGAAGGGCAGACUGCCCGACACUGUGGCCACUACUAAUAAGGUUUACGAGACUGACAUACUGUGACCUUGUAGUCGAUGCUUCAUAUCUGUUUAAGAGAUCACGCGCAUAAUGCGACGAGACUGUCGCGUUACGGGUCUAUUACCAGUAUUUAUAAUAAACGCGUCGUACGUACGUACGAGCCGUGCCACCGCCGCGUCGAUAGGCCGCGGCCCGCCACUACCGGCUGGCCGCGCUCCGCACCGACCGCCAGCAUAGGCACCGACUACAGAAUGCGCGAGGGCUCCUAUUUAUACAUAAUAUUGUUAGUAAUUAAUUGUACUUAGUUUUUUUACGUUAGGUACAUGAAGUUUGCUAAUUUCUACUAGAUUUGUUACCUAGUUUUCAUACCUGUCGUCAUUAAGUUUGUAUCCCGCAUGCUUUUUUCCCAAAACGACGACUUUCAAGCAAGUUCAACGGAAAUAUGAAAUAUUUUAAAAUAUUGGAAAAUAAUUAAUUGAUGAUCAAAAUAACUAAAAAAAAAACAUACUUAUUAACUUAUAGGAACACUAUAUAAUCAUUAUAAUGAAUGUGUAGCCAGUAAUAAUAAUCCAUGAUAGAAGUAUUCACGUGCACACUGCUCUGUCUUGCAAGUUAUGUCGAUUCGUUCUGCGCGCAGAUAGGUACCAGUUUCGAACUCUACUUAUCAAUAUAUACCUAUAUAUAGAUCACUUUAAAAGUAACUAUACUUACCCUAAUUUAGCUGGUAAACAUUUUCUUAUAAUUGUAACGACUAACACUAAGUCCUUUAUAUACCGAGUGCCAAAAUUUCUAUUCUGCUCUAAACACUGCGUUUUCGGAAAUAAGCAACGAUAUUUAAAAAUCGUAGAAUCGUAUGAGAUCUGUGUAUAUGAGAAGAUCUUUACUUAUUAUUCUGUAUCAGAGAAACGUCAAUAAAAUGAAAUUUUACCGAUCAAAAACAACAUCUCUUUAGUAACUGACCGGUUUGACUAAAAUGCAAAGAAUGGUCUAGUGCUCAGCAUAUAUACAUAUAUAUAUAGAUAUAUCACACUGUAUACAAAUGGGUUAACCAUAUAUACCCUUCCAAAGUUUCUCAAUGUAUAUACCUCUAAGUGUCGGCACAAGCAGUAUAUAAAGAUCAUUUUGUAUAUACGGACCUCUAAACACUUAUAAAAUAUGGUUCCUCGAUACGCCAUCACAUACAACGAACUGAUUGUUGUAUAGUAAACAUAUAUAUGUUACAAAAUUACUUACCUUCUACUUUUUAGGAAACUAUUUAAUAUUCUUGACGGCUCAUUAAAAGAUAUUUAUGUAUAUUUGGAAUAUAAUAAUCGACUGUGAUAAGAAAAAGUUACCUAAUUUAAAUGCAUAAGAAUUGAAUUUUUACUACAUUCUAUAUAAUAUCGUGGCUAAUUUCCUAACUAAUAUUUUAUUUGUAUGUCCGUAUGUUACCGUCUUCGCUGCGACUUUUUAUACACAACUCAAUACUCGCAACCGUCAACAAUAUUAGAUAAUUAUAUACUGCCACACACUGUUAUCAUGAAACCUAUCAAUUAUAUGCAUAUUGGUCAAAAUUAGCGAAAAAAAAAUUAUAAAUUGACUAUUACUGUAUAAAAUAAUCUUAUUUUUAGAUUCGAAUUAUAUCCUACAUUAGAAUGAUGUAAUAGUUCUAGAUCUUUAGUCAUAGUAUGUAUAGGGUGUCUGGAUUUGAACCUGUAGCAAUUUCGCAUAUAUACGAGGUUAUUUACCAAUUUAUUUGAGUUAAAUAGUUUGGGAUACUAUGUAGUAGUAAGUAUGAAGUAAUUCUUAUGCUUUAUUUACUGCUAACCAAAGUUUUACCUUCAACUGGUAAUAUUUUGUGCAUUAUUAUAUAUUUACAGUCAUAGAAAGGUAUCAAAAAUACCUAGAAACUUUCAUCACAAUAGUCAAAAGAAUAAAAUUGAUAAAACUAAAUUUUUAUUUUAUAAUUCAAAUUCAAUUUGAAUUAGUAAUUAUCGGCAAAUGUUCAUGACUUCCAGAGUAAUAUAAAAUAAUGAAAAUAAACUGAAGUAACGAUCAUAUUCAUGUAAAUAAUGAAAUCAUCAAUGACGUAUAAAAAUUUAAUUAUGUUCCUACUUAUCAACAAAAAUAAAAUGCUUAAAUUAAUAAUAUAUCGUCCUUCGUAUACCAAAUUGCUAUAUUCGGAUCUAAAUCCUGUCACCCUAUAUAUAAAACUCAUUUUCGCGCUUUUCCAAAGUACGUUGCAAAAUAUCACUUAAAUACAAGCACUGGGAACUUCGCAAGACAUAAACUAAAAAAAAUACUAUUAUUUAUAUAUAUAUUAUAUAUACAUGUGUAUAAUUGAUUAUAAUUUUACGCUUUUUGAGCCUAAAUAAAUCACUAUACUUCAAAUGCAUUGAAAUAGAAAAAAAAAUAUUGUGUAGAAAAUAUUAUAAGGUGUUAAAAAUACUUUUAGGAUUUUGCGAGUCUCCUUAGUAUCAUAAUAUCUAGAAAGCAUAGCUACAAAAUUAAGAAAACCUACUUAAUUGGGAUGUUGUAAAAAAACAUUGAAUUCGAUUUCGAGACUGCAUUGAUCAGUUUCCGUGCUGCCUACGCACGAGCCAUGACCUCAGCUCAUUACGGUUAGAUUAGUCGACAUCAUCAAUGAAGACACAAAAUAUCCACUGCGGAACAAACGCUUCUCUCGGUAUAUUACAAAUUACUUAAUUUUGUAAAAAAAAUACUCCUUUUGCUGACCUAAAGAUCUAUGAAAAUGUCGCAUAUUUUUAAUAGGUUGGUCUUCCGAUACUUAGUGCGCUCCCAAAAUCUUAAGAGUUAAUUUUAAACACUGAAUAUAUUUAAAAUUUCGAAAAAUAAGCUUAGUCAUUGUAAACGUAUCUAUGAAUAAAUAGGACAUUAAGGAAUUGUCUUUAUUUCACAAUUUUUAUUUUUAUUUACGGUAACGUGCCAAAUCAUGCUUCUUUUAUAUUUGUGAGUAUUUUUCUAGUAUUUUUACUUAGUUCAUUUACCCAUUUUUGACGAUGUUUAAAGCGAAUAACUUUGACAUGUUUUAUAGCUAUUUAUAUUAAUUUAAAUCUUUUGUAGAUUAAUAAUGGUUAUCUGCGAAUGAUUUUAGC